AUGCGAACGGCAGAGGCACGUCGUCUGAAGGGAGCCUCCCGUCAGCCUUGUGAGGGAUGGCAGAAGGGAGAGUAUAUGAGCCCACUCGGAUCCAUAUUAUUCGGUGUGCUCGUUCCGAAGAGAUAAGAUCAUAGUGGCAUUUUCUCAAACUCAUAUUUGUUCAAUAAUGGCAAGCCUGUCCACUUCCCACAGGGCAUCGAGAGAAACUGAGGACCAGCAAACACCUCCAGCCCUCCAACCGGCACCUCCUGGGACAUUAGGAGAUCGAAGGCUCCCCGUGGGUUCCAGUCGAUCCGCUACUGCUCAACAAACCAUCGACAACCCUCUCCUCACAUUCGACGAUACCGUCACUCGACAGGACACGAGAAGAACAGAGUUAGAAGAAUAUGUCCUGGACUUUACUAAGCACAGCCACCUUGAAGACAGGUUCGAACUGUUGUUGUUUGGUGCUCGUCUCGCCCGAGACAAGCAUGAGGCAAUGAUCCGGUACGACGGAGAACUAACGGCUCCGGAGAGAGUUCUCCUCACCAAUGAAGCGGAAAAGAACACAGGGUUCUGGAAACAGUCGAAAUUUUUCCGUGCAACUAUCAUUACUGCCAGUCUUGGAGGAUGUAUACAAGGAUGGACACAAAGUAUUAAUAAUGGAUCUAACUAUGGUAUGCCAGAGGAGUUCGGGUUGUGCAUAAUAUCGCGGCCGAAUCAACCGUGCAACGGAAACACACGCGACCUCUGGACCCUCGGUAUGCUGAAUGCCAUUCCCCUGUUUUCAGCCGGUAUAUUUGGUACUACGCUUGCGGAUCCCCUUCAAGAGAACUAUUUGGGAAGGCGUGGAAGUAUUUUGGUAUCUGCUCUUAUAACCAUUGCAUCUACGAUUGGUGCUUCGGCUACCCAGUCUGUGGGACAGCUAGCUGCCUGCCGAGCCCUAAACGGGAUUGCCCUUGGUGCAAAAGGGUCAAUUGUUCCAAUUUACUCUGCAGAAAUAUCGCCAGAACAUAUACGCGGCAAAAUACUGGCAAAUUGGCAGCUUGCAGAUGCUCUCGGGAUGUUCCUUGGUUUCACGGUGAACCUGAUAAUUGUUAGCUAUGUCUUUGACACUACAAGAAGUUGGAGAAUCCUCACCAACACGGUUCUAAUUCCCACCAUUCCACUGCUAAUCCUGAUUUACUUGAUGCCAGAAUCCCCACGAUAUCUAAUGAAGCAUGGGAAGUACCGGAAGGCUCUUGAAUCUUUUUGCAUGAUCCAGACAACACCCCUCUUAGCUAGCCGAGAUUUCAUGUACGCUCAUGCUCAAUUGGAUUUUGAAAGUCGUUUGAUGAGAGGCAAAGCGGAUGAGCACGGGAAUCUCGCAGAGAGGAUUGCACGGAGUGAGAUUCAUCUCCCGAACGAAGAAGAUAACAAUGCAGACCGGGUAUUCCAGAUAUGUGCUUCGCCGCCUCAAUUAAAUCACCGAGGCAAUGAAGACCGCCUGCAGACAGGAAACAUACUUGAGCCACGGGACAGUCACCAAUCCCUACGGCUCCAGCCACCAGGUCGACAGGGAGAUAUCGAACUAUCAAGCAUAGGACAGCAUAGCAGUGAUACCUCCAGUACUGAUGGCGAAAUUGGGUUUAGGAGGGUCGGGGGGAAAGACAAUCCGUACUUCUACCAUAUCGGCGUGACUGGCUAUUUCAUGCGGCUUCGGCAAUUGUGGACCAACUUGAGGUGUCGAAGGGCCCUUCUCGCGGCUUCGAUAGCAAUGAUUGGCCAGCAAAUGACUGGCGUUAAUUCAAUUGCUUUUUUAGGGACUACUGUUUGGCAAAAUUCGCUGAAGACAACCACCGAUCCGAAGACCAUUGCGGGAAUAGGUCUUUUCUUCGGUGCUGCGAACUACUUGGGUGGCCUUCCGGCGUAUUGGCUUUCGGACAAGUACGGUCGCUCAAUCCUCCAGGCCGCAGGCCACCCAAACAUGGCAUGGUCAAUGCUAGUAUUCGCCUUCUUGUUCAAGCUCCCCGAGAGCUCACAUGCGCGAGUACCAUUGGUCAGCAUUUUUGCUGUAGUCUUCACACUCUUUUAUGCACCAACAGCCGGGACUAGUCCUUUCUCUAUAUCCGCGGAAGUUUUCCCCUUAGUAUCGAGGGAGGUAGGUAUGGCUGUCUCCGUAGCAGUCAAUCUGCUUGGAGCAGGUAUCCUUGUGCUUCUGUUUCCAAUGCUGAUGCAGAAGAUCGGAAUAACGGGAAGUUUAUCCAUUUUCGCUGGCCUAAAUCUCGUAGCAUUUGUCCUCGUUUAUCUAUUUGUCCCAGAAACCCGAAGACGGACUCUGGAAGAGCUUCAGUAUACAUUUGACUUAUCCACGAGGUGGCAUGUUGAAUAUCGGGCUGGUUAUGUGCGGCGUCACUUUGUGAAGAACUUCAGGAAAUACGUGACUCGACAGGAGGUGCGACCGCCGAUACCCUUUUAUCGGUGGGCGAGGAUCACUUAUGGAGAGAGGAUGCAAAAUUCGUAAGAGAAAAGGGAGCCGAUUUAAUCCAUACGAGUUAUGCCUUUUUCGAGGCGGAAUUCCAAGCUUACCUAGAUGACCAGGUAAAAGUUCCAAUUUAACUUCCUCUUGGAAGGCUUAG
Molecule: messenger RNA, 2597 nt
Organism: Lindgomyces ingoldianus
Lineage: Eukaryota; Fungi; Ascomycota; Dothideomycetes; Pleosporales; Lindgomycetaceae
Product: MFS general substrate transporter
Exons: 8
Coding region: 167-2482 (771 amino acids)
Biological process (GO): transmembrane transport
Cellular component (GO): membrane
Molecular function (GO): myo-inositol:proton symporter activity
Source: RefSeq, a predicted model, not a curated record